GCCUUCUUCUACCCCCAUCCCAACGCCCAGGCCACACCAGCGCAGCGAGCUCUCUCCUCGUAGCGGAGUCCCAGCCCCUCACGCCCUCCCGAUCGCGCUCGUCGGCGCCCUUGUCGACUCGAGCCCGCUUCUGGGCCGAUCGACAGCGAGAGCGAGAGCAGCGGCGCGCCGAGGAGAGCUCUUUCGGUGCUGCUGUAUAACGACGACGACAGCAGGCGGCAGAUAACACAUAAAGGCGCGCGAUGUGCGACGCGGCGGCCGUGGCGGCUCCGCGGUACAGGGGCGUGCGGAAGCGGCCGUGGGGCCGGUUCGCGGCGGAGAUCCGGGACCCGGCGAAGCGCGCGCGCGUCUGGCUCGGCACCUUCGACUCCGCCGAGGCCGCGGCGCGCGCCUACGACGUGGCCGCGCGGGCCCUGCGCGGCCCGCUCGCCAGGACCAACUUCCCCGCGCUCACCUCCCGCCCUCCUGCCAACCUGCCCGCGCCCACGCCCACGUGCAGCUCAAGCUCCACCGUCGAGUCCUCCAGCGGGCCCCGGGCCGGGGUGCCCAGGGCGGGCAGGCGCGCUGCUGGGAAGCCGCGUGCCCCGCGGCAGGCGGCCGCGCCCGCCGACGCCGACUGCCGUAGCGACUGCGCCUCGUCGGCCUCCGUCGUGGACGACGGCGACGACGCCUCCACGGUCCGGUCGCGCCCGGCGCUCGACCUCAAUCUCCCCGCGCCGCUCGACGUCGACGAUGGUCAUGACCUCGAGCUUUGCACGGACCUGCGGCUCUGAAUAGGCGACCGGAUCCACGGACGGAUCGGGACGAAGGGAGAGAAGGCGGUUUUUGCUUUGGUCUUCUUUUCUUGAUCAGAUUCUGCCUUGCUUUGACUUGUCGUGCUCGAGGGAGCUUGUACCAGUGCUGCACUGUACUACUCGAUACGAAUGGCAAUAGAAUUGGAUGACGAUUCCUGCAACGCUAUGCA
Messenger RNA from Zea mays, 964 nucleotides. RefSeq lists its product as uncharacterized. The transcript has a single exon. NCBI's taxonomy places the organism in Eukaryota, Viridiplantae, Streptophyta, Magnoliopsida, Poales, Poaceae. Gene Ontology annotation, molecular function: DNA-binding transcription factor activity; DNA binding. Bases 243 to 773 code for a protein of 176 amino acids. The record is from RefSeq and is marked validated. Gene Ontology annotation, biological process: regulation of DNA-templated transcription.